GGCCAGAGAGGGUAUUUAAGUGAAACCCUCAGCCUCUCAUCUUCACAGCUCCCCUGACAACACAGACUCUCUUCUGAACUUCGCAGACCUCAUAGCAGCACGAGCUACAGCUUCUGUCAUCUUCACUUGAAGGAAAAGACAAAUCCAACCAUGUCCAGCACCAUCAAAGUGUUUCUGCUCCUGGCUGUCGUGAUCUGUAUCUCCAUGGCUCAGCGUGAGUACCUUUUUUUAUCGGUCAUGCUUUGGAUUAAAGGGUAAGAAAAUGCAACAAAAAAGAUUCUUAAGCAAUGUUUUCUUUUUUUGUCUCUAGUCAACGAGUCAGGACAACAGUGCCUGUGCCGACGAGUCAGGAGAGGAAUCAGGCCCAAUUCUGAGGUGAAGGACAUCCAGAUCUAUCCAGCAACCCUCUUCUGUAACAAAGUGGAGAUUGUGUAAGAGACACAUGUAUUUUUUUAACAUUUACAAAACAGCAUGCACUCUUUUCUUAUUUUGUGCUGAUACUGUAGUAUCUCCCUCAGUAAGCCAUACCAGCAUCAAACAUUAAAGUCCAUUUUGGAUCAUUUUUAAGUAUUUUAAUAGUUCAUGUCUGAUCUCUGUUGUAAUCAAAAGUAUAAGAAACUCUAACCUGUACUCAUGAGGCAAAUCAAAAACUUCUGGUCAUCUGUCUUCUAGCCAGCAUCAUUCAUGGAUGUAAUUCUCUUACCUGAGCUUUCCUCUACUUUUUCCUCUAACAGUGUCAUCACCGGUAAUGGUUAUCGAUACUGCCUGAACCCUGAGAUGAGUGCUGUGCAGAAACUUCUGGAAAAAGUCAUGUGAGUAUUAUAGACAUGACUUCAAGUUCUCGAUAAUACCCAAAGGGGCUCAUGGCCUCUCUGCUUUGUAGAAAUGUAUCUCAUAUGAGUCCAUGUUUUAUUGCAUCUGCAGGGCAAAACAAAACGUCUCGGCCACCACUCCGUCUGCUUGAUCCUCAGGACUUCUUUAAAGCUUAGAUGACCUCUGACCUCCAAGGAAGGCACCUUCAAAUGAAUCUACCUGUGUGAAAAAAAAAAAUCUUCUCCUUUAUUUAUCUUCUAUUUAUACUGCAGUGUGCUUCAACUUUGUUUCAUUUCUUUCAUUGUUCAAUUUAGUUUUGUACAUUUUAUUAUAUUUUUUGUAAAAUAAAAAUAUAAAAAGGAA
Molecule: messenger RNA, 1176 nt
Organism: Xyrichtys novacula (pearly razorfish)
Lineage: Eukaryota; Metazoa; Chordata; Actinopteri; Labriformes; Labridae
Source: the annotation of a GenBank genome assembly